GUAUGACUUGUGUGUUUUCCAGUUUCUUCUUCUUCUUCUAUCUUUGCAUGUUUGUGAUUUCUAGCCCUGCGUUAUUAUAAUCAGCUAUAGCUAUGCAAGCUGGAAUUGGAGUUUCGAAGAUCCUUAUUUUAGCUGGGGCAGGAUACACUGGCACGAUCUUUUUGAAGAACGGCAAAUUAUCGGACUUGUUUGCCGAGCUCCAUCUUCUGCUGAAGGGAUUGGAAAAUCUUGGGGAUCAAUCUAAUGGUGAAAGUGAGAAUGCAGAUGUUAUUGCUUCUCAGAUGGGUCGUCUAGCCUAUGAAAUUCGACAAUUGGCCUUGAAUAGGCCAAUACUGAAUGGGAGUUCUGCACAAAAUGGGAAUAUGCUGUCCCUUGUAACACCGGUAGCCGCGUUGAGUGCUUUGGGAUAUGGCUACAUUUGGUGGAAGGGCCUUUCACUUUCAAGUCUUAUGUAUGUGACAAAACGUAGUAUGGAAAAGGCAGUUUCAGAUUUGACCAAAAAGUUGCUGCACGCCUCAGAUGUCAUCGCUCAUGCCAAGAAGCAUUUGACGCAGAGGAUUCAACAUUUGGAUGACAAAAUGCUCAAGCAAAAUGAGUUGGCAAGGUCAAUUAAGGAUGAGGUUACUGGAGUUAGAAAUACUAUUACUGAUUUCCACAAGGACUUGGUUACCUUGAAACAAGCAAUGGGAACAUUGGAUGCGAAGUUGUCUUCAUUGAGUUGGAAGCAGGAUUAUGCAAAUCAUGGUUUAGACUACCUUAUCGAUUUUGUACAUGGAAAAUCAGGACAGAUGCCUGAGUUUUUGCAGCAGAAGCAGGUGAAACUUCCUGGAAAGUCCCCUAGUCUGCUCACGUAUGGUGGAAGCCCCAGUCUGAAGGGUCUUAAAGACAUUGCAGGCACCCUAUCUACAGGUCUAGAACAGUCAGCUUCAGAUGGAAUCAUGCAAAACUGUAUAGAUAAACUAGAGCAGCACCGAAGGCCAAUGUUGAGGCUCCUUCAAUCAGGUGUUGAUGACAAGGUCUUCAGCAGAUAGUGACCUAUCGUUUUAAAUUUCCUCCCUUUAGGAAAUUUUCAGCUCCAUUUGCCCCAGAAGACUUCUUAUUGGUGUUGUGAUUCUCUAAUUGCUUCGCAUUCUACCAUUGGAUAAAUGGAGCCUGCAUGAAUUCUUAUACUUGUUCCAGUAAAUAGUGAUUCCGUGAGUAUCGUACAUAACAGAACACGUACCCUUUUUUUAUUUUUAUUUUUUCCUUGUUGUUAUAAACCACAAAUUUGUGGGUAGCCAAACGCCCAUGUCUAAGCAAGUUUCUCUCCUUGGAUAAAAUUGCUUCCAGCGUUAUCGUCA
This is a messenger RNA of Prosopis cineraria, 1340 nucleotides long. RefSeq lists its product as uncharacterized. The transcript has 13 exons. NCBI's taxonomy places the organism in Eukaryota, Viridiplantae, Streptophyta, Magnoliopsida, Fabales, Fabaceae. The coding region runs from base 93 to 1031 and encodes 312 amino acids. The record is from RefSeq and is a predicted model, not a curated record.